Cricetulus griseus (Chinese hamster) is the source of this 1761-nucleotide messenger RNA. The record is from RefSeq and is a predicted model, not a curated record. NCBI's taxonomy places the organism in Eukaryota, Metazoa, Chordata, Mammalia, Rodentia, Cricetidae.
AUGUGGGCUCUCUGGGCCUUAGUCAUCGCACUGAGCAUUCAAGCGGGAACACUUGACCUGGUAGAAACACCUCCAGUGGUGAGCAGUCUCCCUGUUGCUGUGCCCAAUGGGAGCCCCCUUCCUCUUAGCCUGCCAACAGCACCGCACCACAAAAGUUCCUCCAGCAGCCAAGGCUCACCUAUCAAAAAACAUCCAGCUGCCUCCAAGGGUGGCAAGUGUGCCCCUGCAGCCAGAUACUUCCUCUCCAGUGGCAAACUCCAUGACUAUCUCAUGAACAAUCUGCCCACACAGAUUGAGGACAUUGUGAAGUGUGAUGAUGUUGGCAUGGCAGGUGUGCUCGGGACACUGUUAGCCACACUGGACAGCGCUGACCUGCUCUCACUCUUGGAUCCCUCUUCCCUCCUAAAAGGGGCAGGUGGUCUUGGCCUAGAUGGUCUCCUAGGCAAAGAAGGGAAUGAGGAUUCCUCAAAGCCCUCUUCAGGGUCCAAGGCCACUGGGGGUCUCAACAAGCUACUCCCAGGGGGUGGUGCUGGACUGGACAGCUUACUAAACCUCGGGGGAGACAAGGGCUCUGGGAAAGGACUCCUGAAGGGAGAGGGGCUCUCCAGUAUCAAGAAGCCUCUGAAUGACAUGGUUGAAAAUGUAGACAAUAUAAAAGACUCUGUGGAGACCAAGGUGAAGGAAAUCCUCCCCAGUGAAAUCAAAGACCCAGUUUCAGAUCUACUCAAGAUAAACCUCAAAGAGCUUCUGCUUGAAUUCCAAGUGGACGAAGUAACAGUGGACAGCACAGACAUAACCAUGGCAGCUGAUGAGAUCCAAGUCCACUCCACAGUCACUGCCACCAUAGGUGGAAAAGGUGUACUUGGACCUGUCAUCAGUGCACUGAAAUUUGAAUCUGACAUGGAAGUGACAAUGAAAAUUGCUAUUUCCUCCAACAACACUCAGUGUGUCAACCUUGACAUCCAAGACACCCACAUCCAGGUCAACGAAAUGAAGAUUCAGUUAAUUGAAACAGUCACAGGAACUGUGCCUCUCCCCAUGUCUCUGCCCUUGAAUGACCUUAUCCCAAUAGUGCUCUCAGCAGAGAUGAAUGAGAAUCUGGAGAAAUCCAACUCCUGUGCCAUCGUUCUUGGGGACUUCAACGACUGCAAAAAUGCUACCGGCUUAUUCAAGUACCAGGUUCAAAGUGCCAGGAUUUCUCCCAAAGGACUUGCCAUCCUCUACUGUGUUGAAGCCAAUUUGGGCAAAAAAUCAGUGCCAGUGCCUGGAAGACGCCUGCCUCCAGAUCCCAAAGAUGCCACCAUUUCUGUAACUAUGUCCAGCUCAAUGUUGAAGAUACUUAUAAUAUAUGUGGCCAAGCAGAGCUCUGUCAAGAUGAAUGGCCUGGACGCCAACAUCACCAAAAUAGCCUAUGCCUUCCAGAAAGACAAACAACUCAGAAUCUCCUAUGAGGCUGCAAUAACAAAGGACAGUGAGGACUUUGCCACUGGGAAGACGCAAUUAAUCAUUAGCCAUGGCAGCAAGAUUACAAAAGCAAAACUGGAACCAAACAUCAAACUCAUAAGUUCUGACCACAGAGUGGAGCCCCCAGAGGCUGAGGAAGAGGGGAAACUCGUUUUAUCUGAACUCGCAAAGGCAUUUUGGUCUUCCUUAAAUGAUAUGUAUAAGCAGAUGACUAUUCCAGAAGGAGUGUCUUCAUUUGCAUUAAUGAAUGCCAAUAUCAGACCGCUGAAAUCGAGUGACCUUCAGGCAACAAACUGA